AAAUUAAAAUGAGCCUAAUGUUGUGUGAGCCGCGGGACAUGAUGCGUUUCAUGUGGCACAAGGAGGACAACCUGCUCCUCCUUCUCAUUCUGUCUCCGUGAGAGCACCAUGUUGGUUCCCUCUUUAAGAACUAACAGCCGGGACCUGCCCUUUAAUUCCGCCUGCUCCUCUGCCAUGUAUCCACCGUCGGCGUAACACAACAGCGGGACCCUUCAGCCUCCACAUCCAGCGCCGCGUAAGCACAGCGAGUGUCCGCUCCCUCCUUGCCAUGCCCCGGGUCACCUCGCUGCUGCCCGCCCUGCUGUUCGUUCUCCUGCCGGGCCCGAGCCGGGGGUACUUCCCCGAGGAGCGCUGGAGCCCCGAGUCCCCGCUCCUCGCCCCCCGGGUCGUCAUCGCGCUGGUGUGCCGCAACUCGGCGCACUCCCUGCCGCUGUUCCUCGGUGCCAUCGAGCGCCUCAACUACCCGAAGGACCGCAUUGCGCUAUGGGUGGCGACAGAUCACAACAUAGACAACACCACAGCCAUCCUGAGAGACUGGCUCAUCAAGGUGCAGAAUUACUAUCACUAUGUGGAGUGGAGACCUGAAGAUGAACCCAGUGCCUUUGAGGAUGAGGUGGGGCCUAAGCACUGGAAUAAUCUCCGUUAUGAACAUGUGAUGAAACUCCGUCAGGCCGGGCUGGACAGCGCCCGUGAGAUCUGGGCCGACUACUUGCUGGUUGCUGACUGUGACAACCUGCUAACCAAUCAGGAUGUGUUGUGGAAACUGAUGAUGGAGAACAAGACCAUUGUGGCUCCCAUGUUGGAGUCCAGAGCUGCCUACUCCAACUUCUGGUGCGGCAUGACUUCCCAGGGUUACUACAAGCGCACACCGGCCUACAUGCCGAUCCGUAAGCAGGAGCGUCGUGGCUGUUUCGAUGUGCCCAUGGUCCACUCUACCUACCUGGUGGACCUCCGGAAAGAGGCCUCCCGUCAGCUGGCGUUUUACCCACCGCACCCGGAGUACAACUGGGCCCUGGAUGAUGUCAUCGUCUUUGCCUACUCAGCUCGCAUGGCGGAUGUGCAGAUGUAUGUGUGCAACAAAGAAACAUAUGGGUACUUCCCGGUGCCGGUGCGCUCCCUUGCGACCCUGCAGGACGAGACGGAGAGCUUCUUGCACACGCAGCUCGAGGUCAUGGUGAAAAAUCCUCCACUGGAGCACUCCAGAUUCUUGUCUCCUCCUCCCAAGCAGCCUAACAAGAUGGGCUUUGAUGAGGUGUUCAUGAUAAAUCUGGUGCAGAGAUCUGACCGUCGUGAGCGCAUGCUAAGAACUCUGUAUGAGCAGGAGCUCAGCUGUAAGGUUGUCGCUGCUGUGGAUGGCAAAGCUCUGAACAUGUCGGAGAUCGAGUCUAUGGGGAUUAAGAUGCUUCCAGGCUAUAAAGACCCUUAUCAUGGUCGACCUCUCACCAAGGGUGAACUGGGUUGUUUCCUCUCUCACUACAACGUCUGGAAUGAGAUCGUGGACCGUGGCCUGCAGACUUCACUGGUCAUCGAGGACGACCUCCGCUUCGAGGUCUUCUUCAAACGUCGUCUCCAGUCUCUCCUGCAGGAGGUGACGACACACAAGCUGGACUGGGAUCUCAUUUACAUCGGACGGAAGCGCAUGCAGGUGGCCCAUUCGGAGAAGCCUGUACCUAACAUACACAAUCUGGUGGAGGCGGACUACUCCUACUGGACGCUUGGCUACCUGUUGUCACUACAAGGAGCUCAGAAGCUCCUAAUGGCCGAUCCUCUGACCAAGAUGCUCCCCGUCGAUGAGUUCCUCCCUGUCAUGUAUGACAAACAUCCAGUUUCAGAGUACAUGAGACACUUUGAGAUUCGGGACCUGCACGCCUUUUCUGCCGAGCCUCUCCUGGUCUAUCCGACCCACUACACUGGAGACCCUGGCUACAUCAGCGACACGGAAACUUCUGUGGUUUGGGACAACGAAACGGUCACAACUGACUGGGAUCGAGCCAAGUCGAGGAAAACUCAGGAGCAGGAGGAGCUGAGCUUCGAGGCCCAGAACUCUGACGUGCUGCAGUCAGAACUGGAGAACUGGAGCACAAGGGACGAGCUGUGAAUUGUGGUGGGGGGGGG
Molecule: messenger RNA, 2115 nt
Organism: Platichthys flesus (European flounder)
Lineage: Eukaryota; Metazoa; Chordata; Actinopteri; Pleuronectiformes; Pleuronectidae
Gene: colgalt1b
Product: collagen beta(1-O)galactosyltransferase 1b
Exons: 12
Coding region: 269-2098 (609 amino acids)
Molecular function (GO): procollagen galactosyltransferase activity
Source: RefSeq, a predicted model, not a curated record